UCAAAGAGUGAGUGGAAUGGAGCCCCGCGUGGCUACCAGCUGUUCUACAAGCUCAAAGAGAACCCCGUAUAUGCACAGAUUGAUCUGAAUAUGGACCGUGAUAACCAUUUUCUGAACGGUCUAGAGGAGUGGAUGGAGUAUCAAGUCAGGAUGAAGGCAUAUAAUGAUGUGGGCAGUAGUGGCUAUAGUCCCAUCACCACAGAACGUACUAGAGAAGCAACACCAACGGACAGCCCAAAGAAUGUGAAAGCCAUCCCUGUCUCGUCAACCUCAGUCAAUGUUUCCUGGUCAGAUGUCCCUGCUCUUGACCAGAACGGUCUUAUCUCUGGCUACAAGGUCCAGUAUGAGUCGGCCAUCGAGAACAUUCCUCCUGUGAUGCAAGAUGUGCCGGGAAAUCAAACAUACAGUGUACUGAUUCAGGGCCUACGCAAGUUUGUGUCGUACCAGAUGCAGGUCCUUGCAUACACUCGUAUGGGAGACGGAGUUCUCAGCGUGCCCAAAAAGACUGUCAAAACAAUUGAAGAUAAACCAGGCCCACCAGUGAUUGUGUGGUUUCCUCAGGUUACCUACACAACUGCAAAAGUCCUAUGGAGCCCGCCGCUUGAACCAAACGGUAUUGUUAGUGGAUACAUGGUAUCCUUUCGCAUCAAAAACCUCAACAUCAUCACUAAUAGCUCAGAGCUGCCAUCCACACAGUUUGAGUACACAGUGGCCACACUACAGCGUGAGACUUACUACCUGUUCAGUGUGACAGCCCGUACACAUCUGGGCUGGGGAACACCGGCAGAGGUUCUCGUCUACACCAUGAUCAACCGCA
Mizuhopecten yessoensis (Yesso scallop) is the source of this 817-nucleotide messenger RNA. Its product is annotated as protein sidekick-1-like. Gene Ontology annotation, biological process: cell-cell adhesion; axon guidance. Gene Ontology annotation, molecular function: protein binding. The record is from RefSeq and is a predicted model, not a curated record. NCBI's taxonomy places the organism in Eukaryota, Metazoa, Mollusca, Bivalvia, Pectinida, Pectinidae. Gene Ontology annotation, cellular component: axon; plasma membrane. The transcript is spliced from 4 exons. The annotation marks the transcript as partial.